Babesia microti strain RI is the source of this 702-nucleotide messenger RNA. NCBI's taxonomy places the organism in Eukaryota, Apicomplexa, Aconoidasida, Piroplasmida, Babesiidae. The record is from the annotation of a RefSeq genome assembly.
AUGUCAAAAGUAAUAUCACCUAUAGUUUUUAGAUCUAAAUAUUUUAAUUCAUAUAUAAAUAAACAAUUUUUAUAUUUUAAUAAAAAAUCUAAUAAUAUUUCUUAUUUUAAAUUUUUUAAUAUAUAUAUUAAUUUACUUUAUUUAGUUAAAAAAAAUUUAAAUUUAAUUAAUAGUUAUAUUUUAAGUAAAUAUUUAUUUACUAAAGUAGAAUUUAUAAAUAUUAAAAUUAUUGUUAUUAAUUUUAUAUUUUCAAGAAUAUAUAAUAAAAAAGUUAUUAAUAUUAUUAAAAAUUUAUUUUUAAAUAUUACUUUAUAUUUUAAUUAUUUUAAAAAUUAUAAAUUUUAUGGUAAAAUAAAAAAUUUUUUUAUAUUAAAAUUAUCUAAUUUAACUUAUUAUAAUUUAAUUGAACCUUUAAGUAGUUUAAAAUUUACUUUUUAUGAUUAUAAAAAAUUUAAAAAAAGUAUUAUUUUUUAUUGUAAUAAAGUUUUUAAAUUUAAAUAUAAAAAAAGAUUUAAUGUAAUAGGUAUUAAAUUUAUAUAUUCAGGUAGGUUUAAUAAGUUAAAUAAUAGAUCAAAAGUUGAUAUAUAUUCAAUAGGUAGUUUAUAUAUGCAAACUAUAACUUCUAAAUUUUAUUAUUUUACAGAUAGUAUAAAUACAGAUAAAGGAGUUAUAGGUUUAAAAAUUUGGAUAAAUGUAAAUUAA